AUGACGCUUUCACCCCUUCUCCGCACCGGCCACCACCGAUGGAGUCAAGCCGCACUCCUCCUCAGAUCAAAGCCCGGUUCACGAGCAACGUCAACUCUGACUGCUUCUUUGGAAAAUGCUGCGAUUCUGAAUUCGAUACUGAUUGCCAACCGCGGCGAGAUUGCUCUACGAGUUGGCCGAACGGCUACACAGCACGGCAUCAAGGUCACAACACUUUACACAAAUCCCGAUAGUAAAGCGCAACAUGCACUGAGCAGUCCGUACGCGUUUAAUCUGGGGGAGACAGCUGCAUAUCUAGAUGGGGACCAGAUCAUAGAAAUAGCCAAGAGAGAGGGCUGCCAGGGCAUUCAUCCGGGCUAUGGUUUUUUAAGUGAGAACUCAGAGUUUGCACGUAAAUGUGCGAACGCAGGGUUGGUCUUCAUCGGGCCGCCAUGGAAGGCUAUUGAAGAUAUGGGCGAUAAGAGCCGUUCAAAGGAAAUCAUGACCGCAGCAGGUGUGCCUUGCGUUCCUGGUUACCACGGAACCAACCAAGAUCCCUUGUUUCUCGAGUCCGAGGCCGACAAGAUGCAUUACCCCGUCCUGAUCAAAGCCGUCAAAGGAGGCGGUGGAAAGGGAAUGCGAAUCGUCAGAUCCAAAAGUGAAUUUCAAGAUCAAUUGCGGUCUGCGAAAAUGGAGGCGCUAAAUUCUUUUGGAAAUGAUCACAUGCUGGUGGAGAAGUAUAUCACAACCCCACGACAUAUCGAAGUACAGGUCUUUGCAGACGUGCAUGGCAAUUGCGUGGCCCUGGGAGAGCGAGAUUGCAGUAUUCAGAGACGACAUCAGAAGAUCUUGGAGGAAUCUCCAGCUCCUCACCUGCCAGAUAGUGUGAGGAAAGAUCUUUGGGAGAAAGCAAGGGCUGCUGCACUGGCGGUGGGCUAUGAAGGUGCAGGAACUGUGGAGUUUAUCUUCGACAAUGACACAGGCCGCUUUUACUUUAUGGAAAUGAAUACUCGACUUCAAGUCGAACAUCCCGUGACGGAGAUGGUAACAGGACAGGACUUGGUCCACUGGCAGAUCCUGGUUGCCCAAGGCGCCUCUCUUCCUUUGACCCAGGAAGAGAUCGAGGCCAACAUUGCCGUCAGAGGACAUGCAAUUGAAGCUCGAAUCUAUGCGGAAAACCCGGAUCAAGGUUUCAUACCCGACUCUGGCCCGCUACUCCAUGUUCGACUCCCCAAAGAAAGCGAGGACGUCCGAAUUGACGCUGGGUUUAUUGCUGGGGACGAAGUAUCGGCUCAUUAUGACCCUAUGAUCUCCAAAUUAAUCGUUCGGGGCUCCAACCGCGAGGAAUCCCUCCGCAAUCUAGCCGCGGCAUUAGAGGAGUACGAGAUUGCCGGGCCGAUCACAAACAUUGAGUUUUUGAAGGCGGUUUGUAAGAGCGCAGAUUUCGCAUCAGGCGCGGUUGAGACGGGUUAUAUCGAGAAGCAUCGCAACGAGCUCUUUGCCAAAAAGCCAGCCGAAGACGAGACUUUGGCCCAGGUAGCUUUGGCGGUUUUCGCAACGCACGCUGCAGCUUCAGGUUCGACUUCUAGGUCAACAAAGUCCAGUCUUACAGGGUCAAUGCUAGGAUUUAGUCCUAGUUUCCAGCAGCGCCAAUUCAGCUUUACCGAAUUAUUAUCUGACGAAACUGCGAAUUCCACGACGCAUCACGUCCAGGUUCAACAGCUCGGCAGUGAUACCUUCCGAGUGACGGUGAACGGGCGCACGUUCGAGCGAGUCAACAGUGAAAUGAACAGCGACACCAACCUGAUUACGUCGUUUUUUGCACACACGCGGCUAGACACCCGCGUAAUCCAGGACGACGAUACGAUUACCGCGUUUCAGCGGGGCAAGCAAUACCGAUUCACGACGGGGCGAGCGGGGUGGAUGGAGAAGGCGCUGGGGAUUAAAGACGUUGCAAACAGUGUUUUGGCGCCGAUGCCGUGCAAGAUCCUCAGCGUUGAGGUCAUGGAGGGGCAGGCAGUGGAGAAGGAUCAGCCGCUUGUUGUCAUCGAGAGCAUGAAGAUGGAGACGGUUAUCCGCAGCCCGCACAACGGGACGAUUACGAAGAUUGUGCAUAAGAAGGGGGCCCCAGCGGGGAGCUCCGAGGCUCAAGCAGACGUUCUUGGUGUCUUCGAGAUUUAA
Messenger RNA from Talaromyces atroroseus, 2160 nucleotides. RefSeq lists its product as hypothetical. Lineage: Eukaryota; Fungi; Ascomycota; Eurotiomycetes; Eurotiales; Trichocomaceae. The coding region runs from base 1 to 2160 and encodes 719 amino acids. The record is from RefSeq and is a predicted model, not a curated record. The transcript has 5 exons. Gene Ontology annotation, molecular function: methylcrotonoyl-CoA carboxylase activity; ATP binding; metal ion binding. Gene Ontology annotation, cellular component: mitochondrion.